AAAAAAAAAAUGGGAAGUUAUUUAGAAGAGGGAUUGUUAGUAAAAGAGAAAUUAUUAGAGGAAAAUAAUAUUGAAGUUGUGUUGACAGAUCAAGAAGUGAAAUGGGAUGUUAUAUGGAUGGAAAUAAAGAAGAUUGGUUAUUUGGCUGGGCCAAUGGCAUCAGUAACACUAUCACAAUAUUUGUUACAAGUUAUAUCUAUGAUGAUGGUUGGUCAUUUAGGUCAACUUUACCUAUCUAGCACUGCUAUUGCUGUCUCUCUUGCUACUGUCACUGGCUUAACUCUUCUUCUAGGAAUGGCAAGUGCACUAGAAACACUAUGUGGACAAGCAUAUGGAGCUAAACAAUACAAGAAAAUUGGAACACAAACAUACACAGCUAUCUUCUGUCUAUUUAUUGUUUGCAUUCCCCUGUCCAUGUUAUGGAUAUACAUAGGACGAUUACUCGUAUUCAUCGGACAAGAUCCUCAGAUUUCACAUGAAGCUGGAAGAUUCAUAAUGUGUUUAAUCCCAACUCUCUUUGGUAGUGCAGCUCUUCAGCCCCUCAUUCGAUAUUAUCUAAUGCAAAGUAUGAUCUUUCCUUUAAUCAUAAGUUCAUGUGUAACAAUAGCUAUUCAUGUACCACUAUGUUGGUUACUAGUUUUUCACACUGGCUUCAAGAAUAUUGGGGCUGCAUUCGCAAUGGACAUAUCCAUUUGGUUAAAUGUCACAAUUCUCGCGUCAUACAUGAGGUUUUCCCCUGCUUGUGAGAAAACUCGUGUGCCAAUUUCAUCAGAGAUUUUCUAUGGAACGAAAGAGUUCUUUCGUUUUGCUAUCCCUUCAGCUGUCAUGAUAUGUCUUGAAGGAUGGUCAUUCGAGUUCAUUGUGUUGUUAUCCGGGCUAUUGCCAAAUCCUGAGCUUGAAACUUCAGUGCUAUCUGUAUGCCUCAACACUAUUGCUACACUUUAUUCAAUUCCAUAUGGUCUUUCUAGUGCUGUAAGCACGAGAGUUUCCAACGAGUUAGGAGCUGGAAAUUCACAAAGAGCGCGUAUUUCUGUUUUCACAGUGAUGCUCCUUACAGUAAUGGAGGCUAUACUAAUAAGCGCGACUCUAUUUGGUUGUCGAAACAUUUUUGGUUUCAUUUACAGUAGUGAGAUGGAAGUUGUGAACUAUGUAGCAAAGAUUGCUCCACUUCUUUCAUUAUCUGUCAUAAUGGAUGCCUUACAAGCUUCUCUUUCAGGUGUUGCUAGGGGGUGUGGUUGGCAACAUAUUGGAGCCUAUGUCAAUCUUGCUUCAUUUUACCUAUUUGGAAUUCCUAUAGCUCUUUUAUUGGGUUUUUGGUUAGAACUUAGGGGAAAAGGUCUAUGGAUUGGCAUAUUAUGUGGUGCAACACUUCAAACUAUUCUCCUUUCUAUCAUUACAAGCUUCACUAAUUGGAAAAAACAGGCAGAAAUGGCAAAGGAGAGGCUUCUUGAGCUAAAAUGAGUUUACAACAACAUGAUGGGGUAAAAAAGAUUAGAAAAAAGAGAGCUCAAUUUUGACAAUUUAU
Messenger RNA from Solanum verrucosum, 1525 nucleotides. RefSeq names its product protein DETOXIFICATION 14-like. The coding region runs from base 10 to 1461 and encodes 483 amino acids. The transcript is spliced from 7 exons. NCBI's taxonomy places the organism in Eukaryota, Viridiplantae, Streptophyta, Magnoliopsida, Solanales, Solanaceae. Gene Ontology annotation, biological process: xenobiotic detoxification by transmembrane export across the plasma membrane. The record is from RefSeq and is a predicted model, not a curated record. Gene Ontology annotation, cellular component: membrane. Gene Ontology annotation, molecular function: antiporter activity; xenobiotic transmembrane transporter activity.